This is a messenger RNA of Diplodia corticola, 1767 nucleotides long. RefSeq names its product ring finger domain. The transcript has 3 exons. Lineage: Eukaryota; Fungi; Ascomycota; Dothideomycetes; Botryosphaeriales; Botryosphaeriaceae. The record is from RefSeq and is a predicted model, not a curated record. The coding region runs from base 1 to 1767 and encodes 588 amino acids.
AUGCCUGCGACCGUGCUGAUGCGCUACGUGCGCGCGACGUGCGCCGCUGCCGUGGUCCUCCAAGCCGCCGUGUCGGCCCAGACGGUGACGCCGUCCAAUGCGACGGACCAGCUCGCCCUCAGCACCCAGCUCGCCCUCUCCGUCGCCCGCGGCACCGUCGAAGGCGAGCCCGUCGCCCAAGUCGUCCCGCUCACGGCCCGCGCGGCUGACGGCCUUGACGCCUCCACCGGCCAGCUGUUCCAGCUGUUCUACGCCACCGACUCCUCCGCCCAGCGUCUCAACGAGUCCAACAUUGCCUACAUCGAUUGCGACCCCGACGCCUACCGUGGAAAUCUGCAGGCCAGCAACGUCCUCAACACCGCAGCCGAGCGUGGCGCCGCCGCGGCGCUGUUCUUCAGCAAAUCUGCCCGCUCCUGCAACGUCACCGGUGCCAGCGACAACUUUCCCUACCUGUAUUCCAUGGUCAAUGCGACCGCCUCGCAGAGCCUUCUUGACGACUUGAUCGCAACCACAAGCCAAGGCGGCCAGGUCUACUUUGCCACCAUCCGCUCCACCGCAGACGAUUCUUCCGCCGGGAACGACACCAUGAGCGCUAGCGACGAUGCCGGUUCCGACCAGGGCUCGAGCAGCAACCCGCUGGGCCCCUCGCCGUCUACCGCCGUGGCCAUGAUCAUCCUGUACAGUAUCACUGGCGUCAUCACGGCGCUUUUCCUUGUAAUCAUCAUCACUGGAGCGUUGCGGGCACAUCGCCACCCAGAAAGAUAUGGCCCAGGUGUGGUGCUCAAUGGCGGAAGAGGAGGAUCGCGGCAGACUCGCGUGCGCGGAAUCGCCCGGGCAAUGUUGGACACCCUUCCUGUCGUCAAGUUCGGGGACAACACCAAUCAGCAGCAUCCCCCCAAGCCAACGGAUGUGGAGAUGGGCGACACAACAGCGCGGAACAGCGCGGAGGACGUUCAGCGGACGAGAGACGGGCAGCAGCAGUCCGAGACAUCCGGAGCAACCGGCGGGGCGGGAAUGGCUGCUGCGGAUGGCAGGAGCUCGCACGAAGGGGCUCCGCACUCAGCCACUGCGGGGGCGAGGAACGGCGCUGAGCAGCAGGCUGACUCUACUGAAGCGGGGAUCGCGCCGGCAGCCGCUGGCGGCAGCGCGGAAAACCUGGCCUCCGAGGGCGACGCGUACACGGGCUGCACGAUUUGCACCGAGGAGUUUGAGCCUGGCCAGGACGUCCGCCUGUUGCCUUGCAACCACAAGUUCCACCCCGAAUGCAUUGACCCAUGGCUGCUCAACGUGAGCGGGACGUGUCCGCUAUGCCGCAUCGAUCUCAACCCCGCGUCGCCCACGGAUGAGCACCACGCCGGCUCCGAGCACCGCCACAACAACAGCGCCAGCACCCGCCGCUCCGCCUCCAUCCUCGCGCCGCCGCUUUCCCCCAUGGACGCCGCCGCCGCCAACAUCCCGCCGUCCCCCCACCACCCCAACCGCCGCAGCGUCUUCCGCGACCUCCUGCACCUCCGCGGCCACGACGCCACCUCCACCAGCGAGGAGCGCCUCGCCGUGGCCAGGCGCAUGGCCAUCGACCGCAACUCGCGCGACGCCAACAUGGUCGCUGCUCCCGGCGAGGGCGCCAACGAGCGCCGCAGGAGCAGGCGCUUGAGCGCCAUCUUCAGACCCGGCAGGCACGGUGUUGCGCCGGCGGGUGAGGAAGAGGCGCCCGCGCCGGUGUACGAGAGGCCUUCCACCCGGGACGGCGGUGCGGCGGCGAGGUAA